Messenger RNA from Mytilus trossulus (common blue mussel), 2053 nucleotides. RefSeq lists its product as uncharacterized. The coding region runs from base 41 to 2053 and encodes 670 amino acids. The record is from RefSeq and is a predicted model, not a curated record. The transcript is spliced from 2 exons. NCBI's taxonomy places the organism in Eukaryota, Metazoa, Mollusca, Bivalvia, Mytilida, Mytilidae.
GACUGUUGAUGUGAAACAGAUAAUAAGAAUCUGUGAAAAUAUGUCCUUCCUAAUGGAUGUCAAGCUCAUAUGCAUGUUAUCCUGCAUAAUUUGUGUGGUUAACACAGAAUUAACUAAGGAACUAAAGAAACAGAUAGUGGAAGGCCUUGCCAAGGGAUCAGAUAUCGUCCAUGACCUUACCAAAUACCGAGAUGACCAAGUUUUCAAUACCAUUCAUAAGAUGUCCAACUUUUUGGGACAUGUUAAUGGAUUUGUGUCCUUCCUAAAAAAUUAUGAUCCAAAAACCGACAAGGAUGAUUUAACUAGAAUGAAGACAACUUUUGUAAGUGCCAGUGAGAAACUAAAAGAAAUAAGAGGACCAAGAAAGAUGGGACCAUUUCUUCGAAAAGUUUUCUUUGAAAUACGUACAACAGAAUUCAGCUUUAACUUAUUGAAUAAUUUUCUCAACAAGAUUGAACGCCUGUCCUGCACAAAUAAGACAGAUUGCUAUAACAAAUUACAAGAAACAGUUGACCUCUUUAAGUAUGAUUUAGAUGUAAAGGAACAUCUAGAUGCAUUAAUGGAAACCAGCCUAGCAAAAAGAUUCUACUCGAAAACUUCCAUCUCUACAGGAUUGGACCAAUCUGUUUGUGAGUUCAGUAAAAUAAUGGAUACCAUGAAAAAAAUCCUGAUAUCUGCAUUCAAAGCUGAACAAAUUAUCAUGUUCUAUGAGAAAAUUACCAAUGAGAAAUUUAAUUCUAUCCAAGAAAUAAAUCAUUGGAAUGCGCUUGUUUAUAAAUUACGGGAAAAGACCUAUGAUGUCAUUAGGGCCUGCCAUGAUGCAGAAUCAUGCAAGGAUGCUUGUGGGAGUGGAAAGUGUGUUGAAUGGCCAAAGAUAAACCUAAAGACAUGUUCUUGCCCAGCAUACACAGAAGGACAAAAGUGUCAGAUUCAGAACCAUAUAGAUACCAUAGAAAAAAUAUUUCAAACUGUUUCUGUUGCAUCAAGGAUUCCAAAACUUGCUGAUACUGUGUACAGUAUAACAAAUUUUGCCCUAUCACCGACAAAAUGCAUUCAUGAAACUUUUGAAAAUGUAAAUAAUUUUAUUGUCAAGACAACAAACAGAAACCAUAAAUCAGUUCUACAUCAAGAAGACCUUGGUAUCUACUAUUCAAGUUUUCUAAAACUUCAAUAUUACACUUAUAAAUUAAAAGGUUAUGCCCGUUGCAAUGGAUCAACACCUUUUGAUAAUAAAGCUAUUACUCAGAUAAAAAUGUUUGCACAAAAGUUUCCAGAGAUUCUUUAUAAUACACAUAAACUAAUAGCUGGAACUGAAGCUUCUUCAAUAGUUUUUCAAGAACCAAUUCUAGAAAAAUUUAUACUCAGAAACUUUGACAAAUAUCAGGGAUGCAGUAGUGCAUACAAAAAACUUGUGGAUUCAUUCUGGCAGGGAAUUCAAAUAAUGCAACUAAGAGGCUAUCUGUCAUGGCUACAAACUCUGAACUAUCUAUCAAAACCAACAAGUCAGGUUUUGAAGAUGUACAGUGAAAGAUUACAAUCACAACUGACUAUAAUGAACAAUAUAACAUGCUUCCCCGAGGUUAGUCUCACACCAAUCACCAAUUGCAAUGAUGGAUAUUACAUUACACAGAACAUACCACUAUCAGCUAUAUGUAAGUCUGGAUAUUACAGAGUUGGACUGCCAGAGUUUAACUGUCAACAGACAUUACCUAAGUGUACAUUUUGUAACUGCAAUAAAAUAGGAUCCACAUCUACUGCAUGCAAUAAUGAAUCUGGAAUAUGUAGCUGUAAAAAAGGAUAUUAUGGAACCAAAUGUGAUAGUAAAGAUUGUGUUUGGUCCAUCUGGAAUGGGUGGGCAACAUGUAACAAACCAUGUAACUAUGGCUCUCAAAAAAGGUUUAGAUCAAUUAUUGUUCAUCCAUUUGGAAAAGGACAAUGCCUUGGAAAUUCCUCUGAAAGUCGACGCUGCAUCUUUAAAUGUUGUGAGAAAUAUUAUUCUCCACACGGGAACGGAUGUUGCCGACGAGUGUAUUAUGGUUGGAGAUGUGAUUGA